Centruroides sculpturatus (bark scorpion) is the source of this 2189-nucleotide messenger RNA. RefSeq names its product SET and MYND domain-containing protein 5-like. The coding region runs from base 72 to 1265 and encodes 397 amino acids. The transcript has 12 exons. Lineage: Eukaryota; Metazoa; Arthropoda; Arachnida; Scorpiones; Buthidae. The record is from RefSeq and is a predicted model, not a curated record. Gene Ontology annotation, molecular function: histone H4K20 methyltransferase activity; protein binding.
CUAAACUUCCUCUCAUCUGGCAACACUUUACCCGCACUAGAAGAUUCGCACGUGUGGAGGCCAUUUAGAGAAUGGAUCUGUCCUCCUCAGGGGACGUUGCGAGUGUAGAAGUUCGAGAAAUUGGCGGUUCUAAGGGUAAAGGGCUGUUUGCCUUGCGUAAAUUCAAAACAGGCGAUGUUAUAUUUGAAGAAAAACCAUUAGUAUGUUGCCAAUUUCUGUGGAAUCAAGUUUAUGGUUAUCUUGCAUGUGAUUAUUGUAUGCGACCAUUAGAAACUGCAGAAAAGAAUGCUCGCAGGUUGACUGGAAAUCAAGAUAUAACUGUGCCAUAUCCUCAAUGCUGCAUUGUGAAAGAAGAAAAUCACGUUGAUUGUCCAUUUUGUGAGAUCACUUACUGUACUGACGAAUGUCGAAGAUUAGCUUGGGAACAGUAUCAUCAGAAUCUCUGCCUUGGUUCGUCUGCAGGUGAUCCAAAUCAUCCACUAGAGAAGCUCCAAGAUGCAUGGAGAAACAUACAUUACCCACCAGAAACGGCCAGUAUUAUGCUUAUUGCCAAUAUGAUUGCCACAGUAAAACAAGCCAAAGAUAAAGCAGGCGCAGUGCAUUUAUUUUCACAGUUUUGCCAUAAAACAGUUAAUGAAGAAGAGGAAAUAGCACACAGAUUAUUAGGAGGACAGUUUCAGAUGCAGAUAGAAACAUUGAGAGAAUUAACAGCCCGAGCUCUAUACGAAGAUUAUUUGCAUCAUUGGUUUACUCCCGAAGGUUUUCGUUCCUUAAUGGCCCUUGUGGGGACAAAUAGUCAAGGAAUAGGAACAAGUUCCAUUAGCGCUUGGGUUAAAAAUUGUGAUUUGCUCGAUUUGCCACCUGACGAAAGAGAGAAAUUAGAUAACUUUAUCGACAAACUCUAUGACGAAAUGGAAAGAGAAACGGGACCAUAUUUGAAUAACGAGGGAUCUGGUUUAUAUCCUCUGCAAAGUUCAUGUAAUCACAGUUGUGUUCCAAAUGCAGAAGCUACAUUUCCAUACAGCAAUUUUGCUUUAGUAAUGGAAGCCAUCAGAGAUAUAGAACCUGGAGAGGAAAUUCUUGUCUCAUACUUGGACGAAUGUAUGCGCAACAGGAGUAGGCACAGUCGAAUAAAAUUGCUGAGGGAAAAUUAUUUAUUCACAUGCACAUGUCCCAAGUGCGAGGCUCAGAUGGACGAUCCCGACAUCACCAGCGACGAUGACGAGAACAUGGAGGAAGAUAAUAUAGACCACUCGCAUCAAUGAAUAGCUGCCUUUUUGCACCCUGCAAAGUUUCUUACAUAGAUUUUAGUCAAAAUGUGAUUUUAAAGUGUUUUGUCGUACAAAUUAUGCAAUUGAAGUGCCAAUGUUAUACAAUUCAAAUUUUUAAUUCAUUCCAUUCAAGAAAGUUACAAUCUGUAAAUAUGCGUAAUUUUUCAUUUGUAGAAUUUUCAGUUUACAUCUCAUCAUUGUUAGUUUUUAUUGUAUAUAAGCAUUGUGUAAGAUAUAUUUUUGUUUUUUAAUACAUUUUUAAUGUAUAGACCAAUUGUUGGAAUUAGUAAAUAUGAACAUUUUUCUUGUUUUAUUCUUGUGUUUUAUUUAUAGUCAACAAUCUGGGGACUUCAGUUGAAAACUCCCAGAAGAACAAUGCAUUGGAUACAGGCUUGUUUCCCCCAUUGUGGAUCUGAUGAGCCUGCAGUAAUCUUGGACAAAAGGUCCUUUAGUAUCCAUGAUAUAGGGCUAUUGAAAAAAAAAAUCAUUUUAUAUACUGGUCAACAGUUAUGGAUUCCUGCCAUAAUUGACGAAAUUCUAGCUGUCAUAGCUCUGCAUUGACUAAUUAAUUCCAUCUACUACUAGAGUAGACUGGAUUGGAAUCAGAAGAAACAAUUUAGAUUUUUUUGUGGUCGGGUUUUUCCCAGAUUUAUUGGGCUCUGCUCCUUAUCACUUGGCCACCCCAUGAUGGAUAUUGGGAAAACCUCAUAGGGCUGACAGUUGAAAAUGGAGAUUUGGUGCAAGAACUAUAAUAAGCCAAAGAUAUAUUCUAUUUUCAACAGUGUUUAUUAUUAUUUAAUAACAAUGUUUAUAAAUAUAAUGACAGACUGAUUAUUAAUGAUUGGAUCCAAAGUACAAGAGAAAUUUUUUAAAAUGGUUCUGAUAAAAAAAAAUAGCACAAAAUUAUGAAAUUUGCCA